AUGCCGUCUCCAUCGCCUGCCACGUCAUCACCGUCGACGUCAUCGUCGGCGUUUCCUUCAGAUUCUGCUGAUAUUUCCAGAAGACAUCAGAAUUCACAAAAUCUGACGUCUUCAGAAAAUCAAAAUAAGAAGAAAAAGUAUGAAGUACACGCCGGGCGAAAUCGAUUUGGGUGUGGUGGACGUCUGGUGUGCUCCAGAAGUCAUGGAGCAUUCGUGGUUACUGUAUUCUUAAUGAUUGCUACGCUGACACUCUAUUUUGUAUUUGACGCUCCAUUCCUCUGGAACAUCUCCCCGGCAAUUCCCAUUGUAGCAGCGGUGGUCUCAAUUACAGUAAUCUCGAAUUUUCUGGCUACUUCCUUCACGGAUCCGGGAAUUUUGCCACGUGUUGAGAAUCUGGAAAUAAUAGAAGCCGAACGGCAAGAAAAUGGGGUGCCGAGUACGAGUGAAAUUCCAGCGGAUCCCAAUACACCCCGCCCACGCUUCCGUGACGUCAUUAUAAAUGGGGAGCAUGUGAAAAUGAAGUACUGUACCACUUGUCGGCUCUAUAGGCCGCCCAGAUGCUCACAUUGUGCAGUUUGUGAUAAUUGCGUGCUGAUGUUCGAUCAUCAUUUAGCCCAACAAAUGCCAUUCGGUGAGGUGAUUCGAAAAACGCCCGGAUCAGUGGUGGUGAUUUUGAUAUGUUUUUUGACGACAUGGUCUAUAAUUGGUCUCUCUUGCUUUCAUACAUACCUUCUUUGCGCCGAUUUGACCACAAAUGAAGAUCUCAAGGGAAUCUACCGUAAGAAACAUCGAUCGACACCACCGGCAAGUCAAAUUCCUGGAAUCCCGACAAAAAACCCAUUUUACAUGGGAUGCUUCAAGAGUUUUGCCAGCAGACUCUUCAAAUCACGAUUUCCGAGGUAA
Molecule: messenger RNA, 903 nt
Organism: Caenorhabditis briggsae
Lineage: Eukaryota; Metazoa; Nematoda; Chromadorea; Rhabditida; Rhabditidae
Exons: 5
Coding region: 1-903 (300 amino acids)
Biological process (GO): peptidyl-L-cysteine S-palmitoylation; protein targeting to membrane
Cellular component (GO): Golgi apparatus; endoplasmic reticulum
Molecular function (GO): protein-cysteine S-palmitoyltransferase activity
Source: RefSeq, a predicted model, not a curated record